Molecule: messenger RNA, 2115 nt
Organism: Lampris incognitus (smalleye Pacific opah)
Lineage: Eukaryota; Metazoa; Chordata; Actinopteri; Lampriformes; Lampridae
Gene: bzw1a
Product: basic leucine zipper and W2 domains 1a
Exons: 13
Coding region: 157-1416 (419 amino acids)
Cellular component (GO): membrane; cytoplasm
Molecular function (GO): protein binding
Source: RefSeq, a predicted model, not a curated record
CCCGCUAUUUCCGGGAAGGUCUUUUUGUUUUAGGGCCGAGAAGCAGAGACCGUGUCUGAUUUCCCCGCUGCUUCCCACCGUUUUUUAUCCGCUUUCAUUUCGGUCUAAAACAUCUCUGAUUGGACGUUGGAAUCACUGGAACAACAGGUGUCUUUUAUGAAUAAUCAAAAGCAGCAAAAGCCAACGCUAACAGGCCAGCGUUUCAAAACUAGGAAAAGAGAUGAAAAGGAGAGAUUUGACCCUACUCAGUUUCAAGAAAGUAUUGUACAAGGCUUGAACCAAACUGGCACUGAUCUGGAAGCUGUUGCGAAGUUCCUUGAUGCCUCUGGUGCCAAGCUUGACUACCGCCGGUAUGCAGAAACACUCUUUGACAUCCUGGUGGCCGGUGGAAUGCUGGCCCCAGGCGGGACCCUGUCUGACGACAUGACCCGCACAGAGUUCUGCCUCUUUACGGCACAAGAAGACCUGGAGACAAUGCAAGCAUAUGCUCAGGUUUUUAACAAGCUGAUCAGGCGUUACAAGUACCUGGAGAAAGGAUUCGAAGAGGAGAUCAAGAAAUUGCUGUUGUUUCUAAAGGGGUUCACUGAAUCGGAGCGUAACAAACUUGCCAUGCUAACGGGCAUCCUGCUUGCCAACGGCAACAUAUCAGCCUCCAUCCUGAGCAGUCUGUUCAACGAGAACCUUGUCAAAGAGGGCGUAUCUGCAGCUUUCGCUGUCAAGCUGUUCAAGUCCUGGAUCAACGAGAGGGACAUCAACUCUGUCGCUGCCAGUCUCCGUAAAGUGGGCAUGGACAACAGGCUGAUGGAACUCUUUCCUGCCAACAAACGGAGCUGUGAGCACUUUUCAAGGUACUUCACCGACGCUGGGCUGAAGGAGCUGUCAGACUUCGCCCGGAACCAGCAGACCAUCGGUGCCCGCAAGGAGCUUCAGAAAGAGCUCCAAGAGCAAAUGUCCCGUGGGGACCCGCAGAAGGAAAUCAUUGCCUACACAAGAGAGGAGAUGAAAAAAGCCAACAUCUCUGAGCAGACUAUGAUCGGCAUCAUUUGGACCAGCGUGAUGAGCACAGUGGAGUGGAACAAGAAAGAAGAGUUGGUGACCGAACAAGCCAUCAAACACUUGAAGCAAUACAGUCCUCUGCUGAAAGCCUUCACCUCCCAGGGCCUGUCUGAGCUCAGUCUCCUGGUGAAGAUCCAGGAGUACUGCUAUGACAACAUCCAUUUCAUGAAGGCCUUCCAGAAGAUCGUGGUGCUCCUCUACAAAGCGGAUGUUUUGAGUGAAGAGGCCAUUCUGAAGUGGUACACAGAGGCUCACCUCGCCAAGGGGAAAAGCGUUUUCCUCGAGCAGAUGAAGAAAUUUGUUGAGUGGCUCAAGAACGCUGAAGAAGAGUCCGAAUCUGAGGAAGAGGAGGCGGACUGAGCGCUCCUAUCGCAAGACGCGCAUUUUUUUUUAAACCAAGUAGCAGCAGGAGCAGUAGAAUGUGUCUCUCUCCCCCAACUUCCCCUCCUUCUUUUCUACCUCCUGUUACUUCUCUCACCACCCCUCGACAUUUAGACAUUAUGGAAAAAAUAAAUGAAAGGGCUUCAACGGAGAGUUGACUCCUUAUUGCUAAUAUUGAUCAGUGUGCAGGUUUGUGAAUUGAGCCUUCAUUGUAAAAAAAUUCACCGGUCGUUGACUUUUUAAAGAAUCGACUCAUACGGAAAUCAUAACAGUGAGUUCUCCCUCUUUUUUUCUAUUGAUGUUAUCAUGCCUUCGAGUACCUGGGAUAAAAAAAACAUUCCACGUGAUCAUGACAAACGCUGCUGCCAGAUUUUCAAAUCCUAACCCCCAAGAUCGUAUUGGAGUUUGCCUUGUCAUGUGACUACGAGGCAGCCCACACAUGUUGAAUACUGCGUUUUUUUUGCCAAAGGUUUAUUUCUCCUGUUUAGUCCAGUGGUUCACUUUUUUAUUUUUAUUUUUCUGGGUAAACCUGUACCAUAACUCGAGGUGACGCCACUCCUCUGUAAUGAAAUGCCCCUGUAAGAUGCCUCGCCAGCUAACUGAUUAUCGGUUUCUACUUUUUCUUUAAUCUGAUAUAAACCAAUUGACUUUUUUAUGGAAUAAAGAUUAUUGAAAUGA